Messenger RNA from Candidula unifasciata, 186 nucleotides. Lineage: Eukaryota; Metazoa; Mollusca; Gastropoda; Stylommatophora; Geomitridae. The record is from the annotation of a GenBank genome assembly.
GUUGAGGAGCUCUACAAGAAAGCCCAUGCUGCCAUCAGAGCUGACCCAGAAGCCAAGGUUGCAGCCAAGAAGGAGGUGGAGAAGAAGAGAUGGAAUCGGGUAAAACUGUCCAAUGCCCAACGCAAGGCCCGUAUUGCACAGAGAAAGGCUGCAUACCUCAAAACCCUGGAGACAGAGGCUGCAUGA